AUGCAUCUCCUAGCCAUUGCCUCCGUCUCUGCUCUCGUUGCUUUAACCUCUGCUCUCCCCGCUCCUGCGCCCGCUCCCACGUACUAUUCCCCCGGCAGACAGCCGCAGUCAAACCUCAAUGUCCAGCUCGGCCCGCGGCCCUACUAUCUCGUCAAUGACAUGGACGAGGGUCCGCUGAAAGACAAGCUCGUGUCCUGCAAGGAAACCCCAAAGAAGAGCAGCCAAUUCAGCAUCGGGCAUCGUGGAGCGCCCCUCCAGUUUCCCGAGCACAGCAACCAAUCCUACCACGCGGCGGCUCGCACAGGUGCCGGCGUCAUCGAGUGUGACGUGGCAUUCACCUCUGACCGCGAGCUCGUGUGCCGCCACUCGCAGUGUGAUCUGCACUACACGACCAACAUCCUCGCCAUCCCGGAGCUGGCGGCGAAGUGCACUACUCCCUUCACUCCUGCCAAUGGCACCUCCCCGGCAACCGCCAAUUGCUGCACCAGCGACAUCACGCUCGCCGAGUUCAAGACGCUGUGCGCGAAGAUGGAAGCCUUCAACCCCCAGGCUCUGAACGUGAGCCAGUACUUAGGAGGAACGCCCAGCUGGCGGACAGAUCUGUACAACUACCAGUGCGCGACGCUCAUGUCGCACAAAGAGAGCAUCGCGCUCAUCGACUCCUGGGGCCUGGACUUCACGCCCGAGCUCAAGGAGCCAAGCGUCGAGAUGCCGUUCCAGGGCAACUACACCCAAGCCGACUACGCCCAGCAGCUGAUCGACGAGUACAAGGAGGCCGGCAUCGACCCCAGCCGCGUGUGGCCGCAGAGCUUCGUUCCGGAGGACGUCUUCUACUGGAUCGAGAACGAGCCGGACUUCGGGCGGCAGGCUGUCUACCUUGACGAGCGCGUCGACACGGCGGCUGGGUACGUGGAGGCGGUUGCUAGCCUGCCUGAUCUGGCGGCUCGCGGCGUCAAGAUCAUGGCCCCGGCCAUCUUCGCGCUCCUGAACGUUUCGGCGGACGGUACCUCCAUCGUGCCCUCGACCUAUGCGGAUGCGGCUGCGGAGGCCGGUCUGGACAUCAUCACAUGGAGCUUGGAGCGCUCGGGACCCUAUCGCAUGGCGGCGGAGAUGGAGAAUUAUUACUAUGCGUCGGUGGCGCCGGUGAUCAACAACGAUGGCGAUGUGUUCACGGUCGUCGAUGUGCUGGCACAGCAGGUAGGCGUGCUUGGCAUCUUUAGCGAUUGGCCGGCUACGGUGACUUAUUAUGCGAACUGCUUCGGGUUGUGA
Molecule: messenger RNA, 1269 nt
Organism: Coniosporium apollinis CBS 100218
Lineage: Eukaryota; Fungi; Ascomycota; Dothideomycetes
Product: glycerophosphoryl diester phosphodiesterase
Exons: 1
Coding region: 1-1269 (422 amino acids)
Biological process (GO): lipid metabolic process
Molecular function (GO): glycerophosphodiester phosphodiesterase activity
Source: RefSeq, a predicted model, not a curated record